Molecule: messenger RNA, 2335 nt
Organism: Eutrema salsugineum
Lineage: Eukaryota; Viridiplantae; Streptophyta; Magnoliopsida; Brassicales; Brassicaceae
Product: serine/threonine-protein kinase HT1
Exons: 4
Coding region: 522-2093 (523 amino acids)
Biological process (GO): protein phosphorylation
Molecular function (GO): ATP binding; protein kinase activity
Source: RefSeq, a predicted model, not a curated record
GCGUAAGAGGUCUGGAUUCGUCAAAAAGGUCUUCAGAAUCCAAACGUCUUAUGGUUUAGCUCUCGAUUUUCUCCAUCGCUUUCUUCUUCCUCCGGCUUCAAGUCGCCGGAUCUUCCGGAUUUCGAUUCACUUUUUUUCCUUGUCCCAGACCUAGGCUUCAUGGUUUUCUGAUUCCGCGUUUCAGGAAAGAGGCAUGUAAUUCAGGAUUUUCCGGCGAUUUGGUGGACGUGUGGAGAAAUUUUUUCGAGUUUAGUAUUCCUAGAAAGUUUUUCUCUUUUGCUUAUAGAGUUUGUGGAUUAAUGGUUGAAGGAGAAGAUGGUCUUUCGAUGGGUUUGAAAGGAUUUCAUUUCUUCGUGAAGGUGAGAUUGUUGGAGAUUGCAAGUCACCUCAUUCGUAUUCACGGGUUUGCUUGAUCAUAGGACUUUGCAAAAAUUGAGGGUUUUGGUUGUUUCGUAUGAGAAGGUGUUUAGGUCUUUUAGCAUUUCAAGCGUCUUUUAAGCGAUUUUUAUUUGAGCUUAGAGAUGGAUGAAGAGGCUACUUCUUGGAUUAGGAGGACAAAAUUUUCUCAAACGGUUUCUUAUCGUCUGAAUUCGUCAAAGUUAGCCUCUCUCCCUUUUAAGGUAAACCAAGAGAAGUUUUCUGGGCUGAAAACAAGACCCCAGACAUUAACGUCUUCAUCAUCAUUGGAUCCGAAGUUGGUUUCGAGUAACUCACAGACGACUACACAGGAUUCCACGAGUUUGAAAGCUGAUGUAUAUGUUGUUGAUUCGGAAAUACAGACAAAUCCGGUAACUAAUAAACAUAGAUCUGUUUCUCCCUCGCCUCAGAUGGCUCUUCCUGAUGUGUUUAAGGAAGCAAGGUCUGAGCGUAAGAGAUUUUCUACUCCACAUCCAAGAAGAAUGGACUCAGAAAAGGGAAUGAAGCCAAAGUUAUCACAUAAAAACUCCUUUGAAAAAAGGUCGUUCAACUUGAGGUCUCCAUCAGGUCCUAUCAGAGAUCUUGGUACCCUGAGGAUUCAGGAGAGGGUGAAGAGCAAGAAGGACACAGGGUGGUCUAAGCUUUUUGAUAAUGCUGGUCGUAGAGUGAGUGCUGCUGAAGCUGCUGAAGAGUUCCGCGUCGAUAUGUCAAAGCUGUUCUUUGGGCUUAGGUUUGCUCACGGGCUAUAUAGCCGGCUUUACCAUGGAAAGUAUGAAGAUAAAGCUGUUGCCGUGAAGCUUAUCACUGUGCCUGAUGAUGACGAAAGUGGAUGCUUGGGAGCUCGUUUAGAGAAACAGUUUACCAAGGAAGUCACCCUUUUGUCCCGAUUGUCCCAUCCAAAUGUUAUUAAGUUUGUGGGUGCGUAUAAAGAUCCGCCUGUGUACUGUGUCCUCACGGAGUAUUUACCUGAAGGAUCUUUAAGAUCUUUUCUGCACAAGCCUGAGAAUAGGUCUCUUCCUCUGAAAAAGCUGAUAGAGUUUGCUCUAGAUAUUGCAAGAGGGAUGGAAUAUAUUCACUCACGACACGUAAUUCAUCGGGAUCUCAAGCCAGAAAAUGUUUUGAUCGACGAAGACUUCCAAUUGAAGAUUGCUGACUUUGGCAUAGCGUGUGAGGAGGAGUACUGUGAUAUGUUGGCUGAUGAUCCAGGGACGUAUAGGUGGAUGGCACCCGAAAUGAUAAAACGGAAACCUCACGGACGUAAGGCCGAUGUGUACAGCUUUGGACUUGUUUUAUGGGAAAUGGUUGCUGGAGCAAUCCCUUAUGAGGACAUGAAUCCUAUUCAAGCUGCUUUCGCAGUCGUACACAAGAACAUUAGGCCGGCUAUCCCUGGAGAUUGUCCAGCAGCCAUGAAAGCUCUUAUAGAGCAGUGUUGGUCGGUUGCGCCGGAUAAGAGACCGGAGUUCUGGCAGAUAGUGAAAGUGCUUGAACAGUUUGCGGCUUCAUUGGAACGUGAAGGGAGCUUGAAUCUGACCUCAAACAAGAUCUGCAAGGAUCCAAGAAAGGGUCUGAAGCAUUGGAUUCAGAAGCUUGGACCGGUUCAGGGAGGAGGAGGAGCAGGAGGCAGCAGCAGUAGCGGCCUUGGUGGCUCGGCCUUGCCUAAGCCUAAAUUCGCUUGAGAGAUGUGAAGCGUCGUCUCUUUUUGUAAAUCUUAUAUAUAUGAAAUACAAAAGAAGGGUUUUGUGUUGUGUUAUGUUGUGUCCUGUCUCCUGUCCCUGUUUUGUGGGUUGUGAUGUGAUCUUUUCAUCUUUCAUCUUCUCUGGAUUUGUUUGUGUAAUGACAAUCAAACUGGGGAAUGGUUGUGAUUUGAUGUUUAUGGGAUUCAAUAUCGUUUCUACUUUGUGGAUUUCUAGUUUAAAUA